AAAUAACUAUAUUUUUUAUUCUUUUACUUGUUUCAGUCAUUUUGACUGCGGCCAUGCUGGAGCACUAAAUACUAUAUCUGAUAGUUAACAUCAUCAGAUAUCAAUUACAUAACAACAUUUUUCAGGUGCGAGGGGCCGCUAGUGGUUGAGUUAAGAGGAUAAACUCCCAGAAACGUUGGUAAAAGAGAUAAAAAAAAUAAACAGCUACCAUAGUAAACCAGUUUUAUUCCCGCGGGUUUGCCACCGUCUUCCCCACUCGACAGACCACGUUUUCUCCCACCUCCUUCGUCACAAUACUUUUUUUUUUUAUCUUUGAUAUAUAAAAAGAACAAAGAAAAAAAAAAGAGUGUGUUUAUCUAAGGGAAAUCACUCUCAUAGUCAUCCAGUGGAAACGAGAUAAUUCCCGAGAAACUGACGGUGGAAAAGCAAUUUCCAAACAUGAAUCGAAAAGAUGGAAGCGAACUGGUUAUUGGUGAUCGUAUCGAAUGUGAAAAUUAUUUUGGGACGAUAAAAUUUAUAGGACAAGUUGAAGCAAUGGAAGGUAUUUGGUUUGGUAUUGAUUGGGAUGAAAUUCAUCGGGGAAAACAUGACGGUAGCUAUAAAGGUAAGCGUUAUUUUCAAGCAGGCCAUCCUAAAUCUGGUUCGUUUAUUAAACCAAUAAAGGCUAAAUUGGGACAAUCUUUCUCUGAUGCUUAUGUCUGUAAACUUGGCGAUAUCAUAGAUGUGCGUUCAACAAUUCUGAUUCUCGAUAAUUAUGCAAUUUAUGGUCUUGGUUCCCAGGAAGUGACCAGUCAGUUUUCGGCGAUUGCCUCAAAAAUAACAGAACUAGAUCUUUCAGGUAAUUUGUUGAAGAACUGGACUCAAGUUGCGGAAAUUAGUAGCUUAAUUCCUAAUCUGUUAAAGUUAAAUGUAAGUAAUAACCGUUUAAUAAUUUCUGAACACGCAGAAAUUUUGUCAAAAUCUUUUGCCAAUGUAGAGGAUCUGGUUUUAAAUCGAAUGACCUACGACUGGGACGACAUUUUAUCUGCUACGUCGAUGUUUCCGUCCCUUCGAGGUUUGUACGUGUGUUUUAAUAAUUUGGAAAAAUUGAAUGAUCCCACGGGGAAAUUGACGAAACUGAAAUUUCUCUCAUUAACAGACAAUCGCUUAAGUGACUGGAAUGAACUUUUAAAACUUGGUCAGCUUCCACAAUUGAGCACACUUUAUGUGAAUAACAAUCAACUGACAGCUGUCUCUUUUAAUGACGUAUCUUUGGAAGACGGCGAGAAAACCACAUAUUUUCGUUCUCUUAAGCGUUUAGAUUUAAGCAGCAACCUCAUCGAUAACCUGUCAUCAAUCGAUGAGCUUAGUAAAUUAAUCAACCUUACCGAGUUUUCUUUCCUUCAUAAUCCAGCAGCAGAUAUAGAUGAGGACAAACUAUUUAAUCUAAUAAUUGCCAAAAUUGGCAGUUUAAAAAAAUAUGCCAAAACUAUUAUCCAUGAUGAAGUACAGAAAGAUGCUGAAAUAUUUUAUCUUCGCAUGAUUGAGAAACAGGCAUUAGAGAAAAAUAUCGGUGAAGAAGACAGAGCUAAAACAUGUUCAAGGUACAAAGAGCUAGGACAGAAAUAUGGUUAUGAAUAUCCUGAGAAGCAUUCCCUCCAAGGUAAUUUAAAAGACGGCGAUAUUCCAGAAGAAAUGAUCAGAAACAAGAAAUUAUUUCCAGAUAUGAACCGAAAUGAUGGAAGCAAACUGGUUAUCGGUGAUCGUAUUGAAAGUGAGAAUUAUUUUGGGACGAUAAAAUUUAUAGGAGAAGUCGACACAAUGGAAGGUAUUUGGUUUGGCAUUGAUUGGGAUGAAAUUCAUCGGGGAAAACAUGACGGUAGCUAUAAAGGUAGGCGUUAUUUUCAAGCAGGCCAUCCUAAAUCUGGUUCCUUUAUUAACCCACUUAACAUUAACCUCGGACAAUCUUUUCCUGAUGCUUACAUCUGUAAAGCUAAAGAUGUUUUAAAUGUGCCUUCAAGAGUUCUGAUUCUCAAUAAUUUUGCAGUUUAUGGUCUUGGUUCCCAGAAAGUAACCAGUCAUUUUUUGGUGACUGCCUCAAAAUUAACUGAGCUAGAUCUUUCUAAAAAUCUGUUGAAGAGUUGGACUCAAGUUGUGGAAAUUGCUAACAUUAUUCCUAAUCUAAUUACAUUAAAUUUAAGUAGUAACCGUUUAAUAAUUCCUGAAAAUGUAGAAAUGUUUGCAAAAUCUUUUGCAAAUGUUGAAGAACUUAUUCUGAACAGAAUGAACUAUGACUGGGCUAACAUUUUAUCUGUUACAUCGAUGUUUCCAUCCCUUCAACGUUUGUACGUGAGUUUCAAUAAUUUGGAAACAUUUAUUAAUUCCACAGGAAAAUUGACAAAGCUAAAAUUUCUCUCAUUGUCAAACAAUUGUAUUAGUGACGCGAAUGAACUUUUAAAACUUGGGCAACUUCCUCAGUUGAGUACACUUUAUGUAACUAACAAUCAAUUGACAUCUGUCUCUUUUAAUGACGUAUCUUUGGAAGAUGGCAAGAAAACAUCACAUUUUUGUUCUCUUGAAUGUCUAAGUUUAAACAAGAAUAACAUCAAUGACCUGUCAUCAAUCGAUGAGCUUAGCAAACUGGCCAAGCUGACUGAUCUUAUUUUAGUAAAUAACCCAUUGGGAGCUGUAUAUAAGGAUAAACUAUUUUAUAUUACCGUUGGUAAAAUUGGCAGUUUAAAAAAAUAUGAUAAAACCUUUAUUCGUGAUGAAGAAAGGAAAAACGCUGAAGUAUAUUAUCUAGAUAUGGUUGAGAGGGAGGCAUUAGAAAAAAAUAUCGGUGAAGAAGACACAGCUAAAACAUGUUCAAGGUACAAAGAACUGGUGAAGAAAUAUGGACAUGCGAGUCCCGAAUCAUUAAUAUCUAAAACAGUUCUGCUAAAAGAUAAAUUAAUUGUUGUUGAUAUCCAAACUGAAAAUAUUCCUGAUAAAGUAUUGAAGAACAAGAGAUUGUCUCCAGACAUAACCAUUCUAAAACUGAAGUCACUUGUACAAAAACUCUUUGGAACUGAAGAAAUAACAAACCUUAAACUAUCUUAUAUCAGUAGAGAAAAUCCUGAAGUAAAAGUUGAAUUAGAUGAUGAUUUGAAGCCACUGUCUCAUUACAGUAUAGAAAAUGGUGACAGUUUAAUUGCAAAGUGGUAAUUUUGGCUUUAAUACAUUCCUGUCUAUGAUAACUUUAAACAGGCAGUUAUUCUGCUUUCGUAAAAUUGAGGAAAUAAUAAUAUUAAUUAUAAUAAUAAUAAUUGUAAAAAUAAUAAUAACAAGAGCACUCAGAGAGCGCAAACCUCCACCAAGAUAACACCAACAUCUUGUCAACAAUUAGUCAGAGAUGAUUUUUGAAAUGAGAAUAUCUGAAAUAAACUCGUCUGCUCUCACAAGCGAGAAUACUAAAAACGAACUCGACCGCUCUCAAAAAUUAAGUAAAACAAACCUGAAAAAUAAACCAGAAUCCUUCUCUGGUACCUGAUAGAUCCCAAUGAUAGUCAUGAAAUGUGAAAGUGACUGUAGAAAAUUUAGUAACAGUAAUAAGUAGUUUAUCCUUAUUUAAUACAAGCAAAGUUCAAUUCAUUAUUCAAAAUAGUUACGGCCUAAAGGGAGAUAAUUGAGAAGGACUUGAAAAUUAACAUAAUAUAACAAAUAAUCCAGACUCCUUGUCCGGUACCCAAAAUCUAAUUAGUUCAUGCCAGUGACAAGGCCAAACAUUCCUGAAAGUUUCAUCCAAAUCCAUCCAGCGGUUCUUGAGAUAUCUUGAACACGGACAAACAAACAAAUAUGACUGAGAACAAUACCUCUGCCUUCGUUAAGGCAGAGGUGAUAAUUUUUUUUUCAAAAUUUUGGUACAAGGUCAGCAAUAAUGUAAAGAGUUGCAAGAAAUGCCGCUAAGCAAUUUGUCCGAUGCUUUAACAAUUUUGCUAGCAUGGUGUCACACAAAUGGCACAUAGAAGCAUCCAUUACACUCUGAGAGUAGUUGGCAUUAGGAAGAGCAUCCAGCUGUAGAAACCAUGCCAAAUCAGUCUGGAGUCUGGUGCAGCCUUCCAGCUUCCCAGCCCUGGUUAAACCGUUGAACCCAUGCUAGUAUGGACAUUCGACGUUAAUGAUAAUAAUAAUCAAAAUAAUAAUAAUAAUUAAGGCAUUGAGCUGGCAGAAUUAUUAACAUGCUGGACAGAAAUGCUCAGCAGCAUUUCAUCUGUCUGUAUGUCCUGACUUCAAAUUCCACUGAGAUCAAAUUUACUAUCCGUCCUUGCUGGCCUUGUGACAAAAUUUGAAACUACCUCCAAUAAUAAUAACAAUAACACUAAUAAUUAAUACUGUUUUAUUCACUGAACUUAUAUCAAAAUUUUGUGUGAAAUUUCAUAAUAUAUUUUCUUUCUUGCUUUCUUAUUAUUUAAUUGGUUUGGGACAAACAUAAUUUAGCUAUUUAAUAUUAAAAAAAUCUUGAUAUAUGUUUCAUAUAAACUUCAUAUCAUUUGCUCAUAUAUUUUGAUAAUAAAGAAAUAUUUUUUUACAUGCUCCAAAUUCAUUUUUGAAUAGAAACUUUGUUCUGCCCACCUGUUUAGUAUUGCAUUUGAAUUUAACCAUGACACCUGAAAACCAGUCAAAGAAAGAAACAGGACACUUUUGAUAGCAGAUGUCUCCAGAAAAUACUGGACAUCAAAUGGAACAACUUUAUCGGCAGUAAGGAGGUCAAAAGAAGAACAGACCAAUGCCCAGCAGACAUCAUCAUCCGCAAAUGCUGAAUGAAUUGGCUGCAACACGUUGGACUCUUGAUGAACAAAUUCAUCAAUCAAGUCCUUAAGUGGAAGCCUCAAGGCAACAGCACAGAGGACAUCUCAAGAUGGACUGGCACCAGAUGGUUGGUAGGGACCUGGUAAAUCUAGGACGAAAUGAUGUACUGAGAGCAUGCUGCUGACUGGAUCUUGUUGGAGUGUUUUCACUGCCUCAUGUAUUACCCAUUGUGGAAGCAUUUAAAUAAAGUCAUCUAACUACACAUCUAGAAAACAACUAAUUAAAUUUUAUAAUUUUUUUGAAUUCUUUAUAAUAGGGUUGUUAUAAGAUUACAAACUGAAAAAUUAAUUAGAUAUGCUAUCAGCAUGAAAAAAAUAGUAGUUAACUUUGGUGUUAACAUACUUAAUGCUGGAAGAUUAAAAAAACCUAACCAGAAAUAAGUUAAGUGGUAAUGAAACAAAGAUUAAUAGGAACUGAAUAUUAAAACUUGAAGUACUUUUAUCAAUAUGGAAGACAACUCCUGAUACGUUUUGGUAUCAUUAUGACCUCCUCAGCAAAGUGCAGGAUACGCUCUGUGUUAUUAUAUCUACAUGUGUACAUCUCUUUCUCUCUCUCUCUCUCUCUCUCUCUAUAUAUAUAUAUAUAUAUAUAUAUAUAUAUAUAUAUAUAUAUA
Molecule: messenger RNA, 5440 nt
Organism: Octopus bimaculoides (California two-spot octopus)
Lineage: Eukaryota; Metazoa; Mollusca; Cephalopoda; Octopoda; Octopodidae
Product: tubulin-specific chaperone E
Cellular component (GO): cytoplasm
Molecular function (GO): protein binding
Source: RefSeq, a predicted model, not a curated record